This is a messenger RNA of Kwoniella botswanensis, 495 nucleotides long. RefSeq lists its product as uncharacterized. The transcript has 5 exons. NCBI's taxonomy places the organism in Eukaryota, Fungi, Basidiomycota, Tremellomycetes, Tremellales, Cryptococcaceae. The record is from RefSeq and is a predicted model, not a curated record. The coding region runs from base 1 to 495 and encodes 164 amino acids.
AUGCCACGUUCGAUAAUUCGUUCACCUGGCCAACCCACUACCACAAUCAAAACAGUGACAAAGACAGCUGGUCACGUCAGCGGCGAUUGUGUUAGACUCUUCGAAACCAUGUCAAGCACUGCUGCUGUUUCUUUCCUGGCCGCUGUCGCAUCUCAACCGCUAAGAGAUAACGGAAAUAAUGGAAAUAGCGAAAGAUGGUUUGUGGAGGCUGAGAAAGAUGGUGCAAUCCUUGGGUUCUUCAAUGAAACCAUGAAAAAGGAUAAGACUAAAUUACUCGAAUCCUAUGCGGAAGACCACUAUGAUACAUUGCGACUCUUGUUCAACGGCAGCAGAUUGUUUGCUCUGGACGAACACACGGCCAAGAUGGAAGAAAUGGCAGCUGGAAAGGCUUAUGAGAUAGAAAUCAAAAACGAACAAGUUGGCGGCCUGUUUGGCCGUGUCUUUCGACGAAUUUUGAAAGGUGGUCCUAGAUUCGAUCUCAACAAUGAUAUCUGA